CAGAAGCAGCGGCGGCGGCGGCGGCUGCGGAGCCGGUGUGAGGCGGAGGAGCGGGCUGCGGGCCCAGACAGGGCGCAGCGAGAUGGAGGUGACGGGGCUGGUGGCGCCCACAGUGACCGUGUUCAUCAGUAGCUCUCUCAACAGCUUCCGCUCCCAGAAGCGGUACAGUCGCAGCCUCACCAUAGCAGAGUUCAAGUGUAAACUACAGCUGGUUGUGGGCAGCCCUGCUUCUUGCAUGGAAUUGGAGCUGUAUGGACCCGACGACAAGUUGUACAGCAAGCUGGAUCAGGACGACGCAUUGCUUGGCUCUUACCCCGUAGACGAUGGCUGUCGCAUCCAUGUCAUUGACCACAGCGGUGCCCACCUUGGGGAGUAUGAGGACAUGUCCAAGGUGGAGAAAUACGAGAUCGCACAAGAAGCCUACGACCAGAGGCAAAACUCAGUCCGCUCCUUCAUGAAGCGCCACAAGCUGGGUCGAUACAAUGAAGAAGAGCGGGCACAGAAAGAGGCUGAGAGCUCCCAGCGCCUUAUCGAGGAGGAGGCCCAGGCUGGUGCCAUCCCCGUGGGUAGCCGCUGUGAGGUGCGGGCGCCUGGGCAGCCCGCUCGCCGGGGCACUGUCAUGUAUGUAGGACUUACAGAUUUCAAGCCUGGCUACUGGAUCGGCGUCCGCUAUGAUGAGCCUCUAGGGAAAAACGAUGGCAGUGUGAAUGGGAAACGCUACUUUGAAUGCCAGGCCAAGUACGGCGCCUUCGUCAAGCCAUCCGUUGUGACAGUGGGGGACUUCCCUGAGGAGGACUACGGUUUGGAUGAGAUGUGACGCCCAAGGAAGGGCAUCCCUCUGCUCCAGCUAACUCACCUACUCAUCGCCCUUCCCUGUGUGUGCCCAUGCCCUCUCCCCGUGACCCCGUUUUUAUUUUAUUCACUUUACCCUUGCCAUUGACUUUUGAGACACAUGUAUUAAAUUUGCCGGAAA
Messenger RNA from Hippopotamus amphibius kiboko, 973 nucleotides. It is a transcript of the gene TBCB, whose product is annotated as tubulin folding cofactor B. Gene Ontology annotation, molecular function: alpha-tubulin binding; microtubule plus-end binding. The transcript has 6 exons. The record is from RefSeq and is a predicted model, not a curated record. The coding region runs from base 83 to 817 and encodes 244 amino acids. Gene Ontology annotation, biological process: tubulin complex assembly; cytoplasmic microtubule organization; post-chaperonin tubulin folding pathway. Gene Ontology annotation, cellular component: cytoplasm; microtubule plus-end; nucleus. NCBI's taxonomy places the organism in Eukaryota, Metazoa, Chordata, Mammalia, Artiodactyla, Hippopotamidae.